Engraulis encrasicolus (European anchovy) is the source of this 4893-nucleotide messenger RNA. RefSeq names its product HPS3 biogenesis of lysosomal organelles complex 2 subunit 1 (gene hps3). NCBI's taxonomy places the organism in Eukaryota, Metazoa, Chordata, Actinopteri, Clupeiformes, Engraulidae. Bases 356 to 3610 code for a protein of 1084 amino acids. Gene Ontology annotation, biological process: organelle organization. Gene Ontology annotation, cellular component: cytoplasm. The record is from RefSeq and is a predicted model, not a curated record. The transcript is spliced from 19 exons.
ACCCAAAUCAGGAACUAAACGCACUGUGUAAUGUCAAGUGAAUCUUUUUGCGCUUAGACAAUCUCUAAAUGAUUGUGUAUGCACAUGAACUCGUGGGAAUUGUUUUCUGUUAAAUCGUUCGCUUGUUUUUCCAAGACAUGGCGCUGAAGUUAAGAGGCUAAUCAACGCGGCGUGUUCUGCCUGUUCAUCACAAGACUACCGGACAUGUGAUAUUGAUCAGAGUGAAAGUAGUCGUAGCUCCUGGUUGUACGAGCUGCCUGCCUGUGGUGAAGCACAGGAGGACGGAGUGGCUAUUUUGACGCGUCUAAAUAAUGCAGUCUAUUCAGGAAUUUCAAAGGCUUAAGGUAAUACAAUAAUGGUUCACGUUUAUAACUGCCACCCGUUUGCAUCCCAGCAAAUUGUGCCCACCGAGCAAGAGCCAGGGCUGGUUUGUUGUGGUGGUGAUGCGCUUUUCAUCGUCGCAGCCGGAGGAUGCAAGAUCGAAGCAUACCAGAUGCGAGAGGAUGGGUGUCCUCUCAUCUGUCGAUUUGCUACUAUGGGCACAGUCCACAAGAUAUUACAUAGCACCAUGGGUGACUAUCUCGUCACCAUUGAGGAGAAAAACAAAGCUACUUACCUCCGUGCCUACACCAACUGGCGUUACCAAGCGGCCGAGAAAACCCGAGUGGGUGUCCGGCUUCUGGGCCACUUCCUGCGCGGCUCAGCGUCGAUGAGGGGCAUCCCCAAGGAACAGAUGGAGAUCAUCGAGAUCCCGCUUUUCGAGACCCCUCUCUGCCUAGCCUGCUGCCCAGUCUCCGGAGACCUAUUGGUGGGCUGCGCCAAGACCUUGGUGCUGUUCACCCUGCGUCGACAGACGCUGAGCGACCGUCUCUCCGUGCUGGAUUUCGAGCGCCUUCUCAUCCUCCACACCAAGGGCUGGACGCCCUCGCAGCUGUCUCUGUGCGGGGGCUACGUGGCCAUGCAUUCAGACCUGGAGGUGUUGGUGCUGCAGCUGGAGAAGCCCCAGUUUGAGAUGACGCAGCAGCAGCAGAGCGAUGGAGGUGAUGGGGAGGGUCACCAGGAGCCGCGACCGAAUGCCCUGCUCCCCCAAGACAUGCUUUCUGGAGACUCUGACAUGAAAAAGGGCGGGAUGGGCAACCUGGAGCAAGAUGACUUCUACAUGUUCCCAAAGCAUCAGGAGGUGCUGGGAGACCAGGCCAAGGACUGUGGCGUAUGUGUCACCCCGGAGUGGACUGGAGCGGAGAAUGAGUCUCAUUUCAACACCGGGGUGACCUACAUCUUGUACAGGCGCUUUGCUCCUGACUUCUUCCAAGGAAACACAGUGGAGGACACCCACCUGCAUUCUCUGCAGCUCUAUCCAGUGUUCACAAGUAAGCUAGGAUCUGCUGAUGAGGCCAAGGGUAAGGGUAAGCGUGGGCCUGAUGGCGAGGCCACCCCCCCUGAGCCGUCCUGCAUCUUCUGCUUCUUCUCUCUGCCCAACACUGGCUACGUGUACAGCCUCAAGGGCUCCGUAGAGCUGGUGUCAGCCUACCAGUAUCCCGAGAAGGCCCAGCAAGCCGUGAUCAGCGGCCACUUUCUCCACGUCAUCACCAAGAAUGCUCUCCAGUGUUACUCUGUGCGUUGCAGUGCAGUAGCCGCCAGGGCUGAGGACCCCUACAUUGACACCACAAUGAAGGCUUGCCCUCCUUUCUCCAUGGAGAUUUGUGCGUUGCGCAUCCAGCUCUUCAUUGGUCUGAAGGGCCUUUGGCACGACAAUAACCACAUUGUGCUGCUGACCGCUGCUGACGUGGAGGACAAGGAGGAGGUGGAGAGAGCAGCCAAGAAAAGCUUAGAAACAAAAGAAAACAAAACUCUAGCGGGGAUUUUGCUAGCGGUAGGUAUAGAGCCGUCCAGCAACCCUGCGCUGGAGAGCCUCCUGUCCAAGUCCUUCCUUGAAGCACACAAACGAAUCAUGGACACAUUGAAAUCAGCGCCAGUAAGCUCCAGGAAGACCUCGGUCACCAAGCCCAAGGAGCCGGUGGAGAGCGACCACGGCUGGAAUCUCUAUGUGGUCAACACCGUGCCCAGCCUCACCCUCUACAGAGAGAUGGUGGAGUACAGUAAGAAGUAUGAGAUGUCGGACCCGUUCUCCCUGAGCUGCAUCCACCUGCUGAGCGAGGCCCACCUGCUGCUGCUGGCCUCCCUGCUGGAGCCCAAGGCCGACCCGGCCCAGAGGAAGGAGAUCCAGCAGGCCUACAAGGAGAACUGUGCCCAGCUCGCAGACUGCUACAGCAGGUUUGACAACAGGGACUGCCACCUGGCGCUGCCCUACUACCGGAUGUCUGGGCUGUCGGUGACGGAGGUCAUCAAGAGGAACAUGCCGCUGCCCGGCUGCCCGCCGGAGUUCGGCAAGGGCUUCAUGUUCUUCCUCAGGCACACGCUGGACGAAGAGGACACGGAGGCCUUCACUCAGGAGACGGCCAACACGGUGCUGGACAUCUUCAGCGUGGCGGAGCCGGCCCAGCUGCCCCACGUGCUGAGCAGCCCCUACAUGCUGAGCUGCGAGCCUGCCUUGGCGCUGGCCCACCUGGAGCGCCUGGAGGCCGCCGGCGCCCCCUCCGUCACCCUCAUGCUGGCCAAGGCCUCCCUGGCCCUCCGCAUGGGGGACACGCAGCUGUACCAACAGCAGAUGGAGAGCCACGCCGAGAUGCUACACAUGUACGGCUUCAUCGAGGAGCCCAAGCUACUGCUGCUGGGUCGGGGGGAGGCCGUGACGCCCACCCCUCUGGCGCGUCACCUGCGCCACAACGCCCAGGAGGGGCUCCUGGUGGCCGCCGCCGUGGCCCUGCACGAGAACAGCAAGGUCAAGCUGGAGGAGGCGGACUUCUUCUUCCAGGAGCUGUGCAAGGAGGCCAGAGAGGGGCCGGGCGCCUGUACCCCCCAGCUGCUCGUGGACUUCUGGGAGGCUCUGCUGGUGGCCUCCUCCCAAGACGCCAUCAUCCAGGAGCUGCUGUUCCGCCUCACCUCCGUCUACGUGGACCGCAUCACCCGCCGCCAGCCACCCUCCGCCAAGCCGCUCAAGACUGCCGACGACCUGAUAAACUCAUGUGUCCAUUACGGAGAGCUCUACCCCUGGGUGACCAUUCUCACGCCAGCUCACCUGCGCAGGGCACAGAGCUAUCACGAGGACCUUCAGAAGCUUCAGUCUCUCUUGUGUGGUCCCACGCUUGACGUCCCCUCCAUCCUGCCCCUGCUGAAGCUGCUUCCCGACUCGGACAACGCUGGGCUGAGCAUCCACGUGCUGGUGGGCACGCGCCUGGGCCACACAGAGCGCUCCAUAGAGCGGCUACUGGACCGCUGCCCACAGGCCAUCAUCUCAUUCGCCCACGAUGAGCUCAAGAGCACCAAAAUGGCGCUAUGGUGGCAGAAGCUGUUUCCUGAGCUGUGUGCCAGAACCAGGGCGUCGGGAGACGAGAACAGCAUCUUACUGACAGCACUGAAAGAGACACUAGUUGUGGUUGCCAUGGAGCUGAAUCCCUUGGAAUUCCUGGAAUUGUUGCCAGACGACGGCACGGCAGCAUUCUUCCUGCCUCACCUGUUGGAGUGCAGUCAGCGCCACCUGAUGACAUGAGUCACACUGACCCCUGCUGUCUGGGAGACACCAGCGCUGGCUGGACAAGCACAUCCUGACUGACCCCCCGACACACAGGAUACAUGAUCGCUCACUGUUUCUCAAUGACUCAAUCAGUGGCCAUCACUUUUACCAAAACACUACAAGCCUUUUUUUAGACAAUCAAUCCACAGAGACUCUGUGGUUUCCAUGCUGCUUAUUGAGGCUGUCUUUGUCUAGUAUAUGGUAUAUGCUUUAAAUAUAAGCUUUACACAACUCGACAUGUAAUUGUUAAGGGGAGUCUAAGGGCCUCCGCACACCGUUUCCGACAGCACUGCGGAGCUCUAUCGGUUCCGACAAUUUUGGUUAAUAACACCCCCACCCCCCACACUGCUGCAGACGUGCUAUACGUAAUGAAUGGUCCGUUUCAUUACAGCAGAGCAUGGAUAAUCAAUGGGCGGCGACAAAAUACAAUUCUUUCCUAAUCAGCUGCCAACAUCUGCGCCGGUGUGCGGGGUUGUAUUGAAAACAGUGGAAUCGAACUUUGGCAGAGCAGUGCUGCGCACUUUGUCGGAACCAGUGUGCAGAGGCCCCUAACGUCUCAUCCAAUUAGAAUGACGGCUUAUUAUGAGGUCAUAAAGUAAGUUUGAAAAAAUGGAGGCCAAAUACAGUUGAAACUAGACAAACUGUGGAUGCUGUACUGAGUUUGGGGUUGGGCUCUCCUUGCUAAUCUUGUACCCUUAUAUGCUGUGGAUUUAUUUAAACUUUCUAUCUAAUCAACUUUGACAAUCUUAAGUUAUGCUAUUUUGUUAUUUGUUUGAAUAAAUAUUAUACAUGCAUCCAUGUGUGGAGAAUACGUUACUGGUGUUUACAUAAAUGGAGAUGUGUGGCAAUUGUUUUAGCUUCUGAGCUGUAAAAACAGUACAAUGUCCUCAACGAACCUUCACUUUGCCACUGUGGGUGAGCCUCAAAAAAUUCUCUGAGGAACCAUGCAAGAACCUUAACGUUCCUCCAAGAACUAAUUGGUGCCCCCACAGAAUUGAAGCACCUACUCUAUAACGUUGGCUCGUCAGUGGACUCAGUGGUUCUCCCACAAUGUCGACUGCAGAGCUUUUCCCAUUUUUCACAGAGUAUCGGAGCCAUGCCCUUUCCCAUUCAGCUGUGAUGUGUGUAAUGACGGCAUGUGUAAUGUCAUGUGAGGUAGCAAUAAAGUUUCACAUCCUCUUUCAACUUCCUCCUCAGCACACACGCUUCACCAACCUCACUGUACACCUGAAGAUUCAGAUACUGCACACUCUCUCUCU